AUGAAGAAGGAGCGCAAUCGUGGAAGUCUCCCCAGCUCGAGUUCAACACCACGUGUCCAAAGCUGUGCGGAGCUACAGGAGUCUCAACAUUCCGAAGCAACAGAUAAUUUAGUAUGCACGAAUCAGUCAUUGAGUGGGCUACGCAAUAACAAUUUCAAGAUAUUUGAGUUCAAAUCUCCAGAUCCAAAAAUACCACCAGUUACUAUGCAUGACAUUGCUGGCACCGACGAUUCUCGACCUAUUAGGCAAUUCAGCAAGAUAGCAACGCACCAUGGGCCAUUUGUACCUGCUAGUGCACAUAUUCGGUCGCAGUCUGUUCCAAAAUCUACAGCAAGUAAAAGCCAAGUUAGAUUCUACGAAAAUGCAAGACGGUUUUCCGACCCAAGUCACGUGUACGGGAAAGUUCUGUCCCUCGGAUCAGAGACUUCCACUGUUUCCAGUCAGCCUGUUAAUCAAUCUUCUUCGAGUGAUAAGUUAUUCCCUGAAGAGCCGCACAACUAUGCUGGCAGCGCCGAUGAAAUGAGCCAUUUAUCGGUAAGGACGGAUUUACCCACUGCAGAUAAACAUGUCGAGCCAUCACCCAGGCAUAUCGAAGAUAACUCUUCUAUGUUUGAAUUUUCCAUCUUGUACAAUCAAUGGACACAAAUUUCACAGAUGAGGAAUCAAGUACAAGCACUUCGCUUCAAACUUCAAAUCAAGCGCCGUGAACUACGUAUUCUACAAAGAGAGAGAUCUCUUGCAGAAGAUGCAUAUUUUAAACAAGUUCAAAUGAGGGAGUUGAAUAUGCCCUUUCCCCGCGCAUGGUGGUCUGAAAAGAGUAUUGCAGAGUUACUGAAUGAUUCCCAAAAAGCCAGAAAUGAAUAUGGUUCCAUGGAAGAUGAAUACAUUCAGAUUGAGAAUGAUCUAGACUCGCAAGAAUGGGAACUUUCACAACAGGAAAAUUAUUUUUACAGUCAGCUGCAAGACCCUUCACGGUUUUUUCGCCGACCAAUAGAGUUCGAAUAUGCAGCGAAAUCACAGGAGGAGCCGGAGCAUUUCGAACCCCAUCCGUUAGUGGACUCAUAUCUUCUGAAGCUCGGAGGUCUUGAGAACCUACGUGAAAGCUUCGAUGAGAUCUUGGAUGAGAAGUUAGACCUCGAAGAACAACUAGCUGUUAGAAAGCGGUUCAAUAUGACCCUUAUGCCCGAAGAUCAGCAAUGGCUUGAUAGCUCUCAAUCUCAAUUGGAUGAUUUGGCCUCCAAGAUUCAAGUUGCGGAGACGGAGGAGAGAGAAUUGCGACAGCAGUGCUUUUCAUUGGGCCUUAUAGAUGAAAAUGGCGAGCCAAUAGAGCCAUCAAAACACGGGCAACAUAGUUUGUCGACGGAUACAGAUCCAGAAACACUCGAGAAUCCUCGAGAAAGUGUUCAAAUUCUUUCACUAUUGCCUCCAGGGCCGAGCGAUAUGGAGAUUGGCAUAAAGGCAUUAGACUUUGAUCACAACUACUCAUCACGAAAUGAGCGCUUUGACCGAUGGUCACUAGAAAAGCUCCAGGUUUCUCUUCUCGAGAUCAAUAUCUAUGCAAAUUGCUUCGAAAAUUUCGAUGAUUUGACAGAUUUAAGCAAACUGAAGGAAAGGGUCCACGACGACGAUUUUGUUACUGCCUGGUUUUCCGACGGCUUCACGGAUAGUGCACCAAGAUCUAAGGGCUUUACAUCCAUUCAUUCAACUCCACAGCACAUUCCUCGUGCAGAUUUAAGUAGCAAAGUUUCUCCGUCUGAUUUUGUCUUUUCUAAAGGCUCACCUCAUAGUGAAUCUGAUCAUUCAGAUACCGCUGAGGGGGAAUGA
Molecule: messenger RNA, 1824 nt
Organism: Sclerotinia sclerotiorum 1980 UF-70
Lineage: Eukaryota; Fungi; Ascomycota; Leotiomycetes; Helotiales; Sclerotiniaceae
Exons: 1
Coding region: 1-1824 (607 amino acids)
Source: RefSeq, a predicted model, not a curated record